This is a messenger RNA of Dicrocoelium dendriticum, 4579 nucleotides long. Lineage: Eukaryota; Metazoa; Platyhelminthes; Trematoda; Plagiorchiida; Dicrocoeliidae. The record is from the annotation of a GenBank genome assembly.
GAUUUAUAUCAUCCGGAGAUCGUGAAACGGAAACCAGCCGAGGUCCCCAACACUCAGUCUCGUAAACACAUUAUGUUUCAAGUGCAGCGACGCCUCCGUAAUGCAACUGGAACAACCGAUGAGCGAUUUUCCGAAAAUCGGCAACGCAUCAAAUAUGAACAUCGUGUUCAUGAGGAGCUGACUCGUUUAUUUGAAGCUGAGGAUGGGGCUUUCUACUUCUCUCCUGGGGGCGGCGACAUCACUAGCUGGACACAACGCAAGCUCUCUGCACACUAUUGGACCGGCGCUUCGCAGUGCACCAAUUCUACUGAUGUCGAAGCUCCACGGGAUCUGUGUCACAUGCCCGCGCUUCGACAACCGGUUUGGCGCCGCGCGGAAAAUCAUUUUUUUUGGAACAUCAACUUGUUGUCGGACGCAAUUGCAGAUGCCGACCGGCUACUAUCUUCGCAUGGGCUUCCCAGCUAUGGGGCGACUUACGCGUCUGUCGCAGAGGAGAGCGAUUUGAUCAAAUUAAUCUCCGAUUUGGAAGGUUUAAUUGUUCCCAUCGUCCAGGGUUACGUGGAGCUAGCGCAGAUUUCUCUGAACGAAGUUGCAUUCCCACAGUUCCUCUUUCAUCCGAGGUCCAAGCCGUCAGCGAACACAAAGAUCCAACGGACAAUUUAUCGCUCUCGAUCAUCAAUAGAUCUUUCUGCCGAGUGUUCCAUAAGUCAAUCUAACAGUGGUCGCAAUCAAGUUGACGCUCCAGGGCAGAUCGAAGACGAUUCCACAAUUUCCUUCGGCAGUAAGUUUGACAGCGGAACCUCAAAGAGCGAAUCGGACACUGGUUAUCCCCAAACUGCGGCAGAUGGACACACGACCUUUGAGGAGGAUGAUUCGGAAUUGAAUGCGGAAACAGUGGAUUCGACCUCACAAAGCUACUCCUUGUCUGUGACGCAACGCCACACGCAUCCUGAUCCUCUUUCCUCUGAUGUGACGGUAAUCCUCUUUUCACGUCGAAGUCGUUUCCGUGCCGGUACCAGGUACCGACGACGUGGGAUCGACGAUGAUGGCAAUGUGGCCAACUACGUGGAGACUGAGCAGAUAUUGCAAUCUCACUCCACGGAGAAUCCACAAACCGUAGCUUUCUUGCAAAUUAGAGGUUCCGUCCCAUUGUUCUGGUCACAAACUAGCCUGAAGUAUCGACCUCCGAUCAACUUGAAUGAGGAUGGCCAGAGAAGUCAGUCCGCUUGCUUGAAACACUGGAACAAGCUUCUCUCGUCUUUCGAUCGAGUGGUCAUUGUGAAUCUACUCGACUGUGGCCGAAAACGGUCGGAGGAUCCACUGUUUGAGGCCUACAUUCGUCAUCUGUUACUGUUGAAUCAAGAGAAGUUGACGUGCAUCUUGUUUGAUUUUCAUGACUACUGUCGUGGGUUACGCUUUGACAACGCUUCCACUUUGCUGUCGGGGAUUGUGGAUCUUCUGCGCGACAUGAAAUUUUGUUGGGCUAACUCUUGUGGCGUAUUGUGCGAACAACGCUCCGUGUUUCGAGUCAACUGCCUCGACUGUUUGGAUCGCACCAAUUUGGUGCAAUGCCUCUUCGCAAGUGUCGUCAUGGUCACGCAACUGAAAAAGUUAGGUCUUCUCGGCCCCGAAGACAACCUACCACCCGCGCUUCUGCGCACCCUGCAACGCAUGUGGGCCAACAACGGGGACGCCAUUAGUCACCAAUACGCAGGCACCGUGGCUAUGAAGGGCGAUUUCACAAGGACCGGUGAGCGUACAAUGAACGGCAUGGUACGAGAUGGGGUCUCCUCGAUGAACCGAUACUAUCUGCGGUUUCGUGAAAUAACACGCCAGGCUGCAAUCGAUCUUUUGUUAGGCAACGAUGAUAGCCCCGAGUUGAUCCUCAUACGAAAUGGAGCCGGUUUGGAAGCGGCCUCUAUUCAAGCCCGGGAGGAGAACUUGAGAACACUUAUUCGCCAAUGUCGACGAAUUUUGUUGGAUCCAGAAGAAACGAACCUGACCGAAUGUGUCCUUACCGCUUACUCAGGGCUCUCACUGGAGUUAAACUACGCGAACACGUUGCUUCUGGUGACCGAUCGCUAUUUGCAUUUCAUCCGCACGGAUGUUUCCGCACGAUCUAGUCGCCCCAUCUAUGUUCGAAUUCCUGUGAGCGGUGUUCAAAAACUGGAGCUUGGUCUCGAGCCCUCUGUGUUCCGUGCACAUCGGCAAGUGCUUCGAAUAUUCUACUCACCCCCACCCACACCACUGGACUCACUGGGUCCAUCCAUUGUGAAUCCUCCACAGCCUUCAGAUAUAUCACCUGGGAACAGCGACUCGCGAGCCGAAGUAAAAACUUCACAAACCAAGAUACGACCACAGCGGCCUGCUGCAAAGUCGGACUCCGAAACACUCGACUCACAUAUGGCAGCCGAUAUGAUGCGCCAGUUCUCCUCAGACCUCGAAUUGUCGGAUGCGCGUCCCCUGUGCACAGAUGAUCUUCACCUGACAUCCACAGCACCAUCGGAUACUCAUCCCUCCGAGAACGUUCAUCCCACGUCGAUCCGAAGGUCCAGUUUGAAGAGGAGGCCACCUCGUGGCCCUCUACGAUUGUCCAGACCAGGCACCACACGACAACACUUUUUGGCCUUCGUUCAACCCAAUGUGCGCCUCUUCAACACCUUGUUGAUUCCCGUUCCUCCUGGCGAUGAGUCAUUACAAGCGCUCAACGUGGUGGCUGCCAUGAUCUUGGUGUCCGUUCGGUCCGUUGGACGUGAACUGGAAGUGAUCGAUCAUCCUCCGCAGUCGAAACUAACUCGUCUCCGCCAGGCCAGCAUACCCUCUUCGUAUAUGCCCGUGAUCGAUGCCGACAAACUGUACGCUGGAUUACAGCCGAUCGGAUGGCGAAGUCGCCCUCCUAGAAUCACACGGGGUGGACGGGGCGCAGCAUCUCCGGAUGCCACUCAGGGAACAGAAGAGUUCACUAUCAGUUCUGAUGGGGAGGCGACGACAGCAGGGAAGAGACAGACGGCAGCCAAAUCUACGAAGGCACGUGUCAGCAACGGUGUACCACCUAGCAGAACAGUGGACAAGCUGAAGUUGCGAUUGAACCAGAUCAAGCUCCCGGACAUUCGUAUAAAAAUUCCGCGGCGCACAUCCACCUUGAACCAGCCAAGCACAACUCCCACACGUGGCACAUCGACAUCCUCCGGUGUGGACGGAAUGGGUUCCCUCGUUGGACAUUUCUUAUUGGAUUUCGCCACCACUGUUCGCGAUGCCGGUCUGCAACAUACAGACACCUAUAAUUGCCCUACUCAGAGCCUUCACACUGUGGCGGAUAACGAACUUGUAUCAAGGGAAAGUACGGCGGUUCCUGAAGAAGAACUGGCAGCUGUUCCAGAUUCAGGUGAUCUCGUCGAGAGCAGACUUUUUCCGAUCGGCGGCGACGACGAUUGGGGUCUUGAGAGUGACGUGGGAGCAAUAGGUGGAGUCGAAGAGGACGAUGAGGAGGAGGAUCCGUUGGAUGAUGCUGACGACGAAGAGGACGAUGACAAAGAGUUACGUCUCAUGGACAGAGAUGGAUUACUAGCCGCUUGUGGUUUGGAUCGACAUUCUUUUGCAACAGAUAUCUUCCAGCCAACCAUAUCCUCCGAAACAUGUUCCACGAGCAAGCCACUCAGUGAGGUGCCCAACAGGAUAACGGUGGAGGAGCUCGCGAACACAGUGACGCGGACAAAAGCCAACUUGAAGCGACACUGGUCCUAUACCACAGCUGAAUCCAGGCUUCUCCGCCAACAGUUGGCGGCCACUAAGAUCACCGAUCCCAGCCGGAGACGAUAUUCUGGUGCUCAUGUCUCAACCUUGACUGCUCGCUCUCCAUCACUUGACCAGCUUACUAGUGUCCGUCACCGGAUGAGCCAAAGUGAGACGGACCUCGACCGCUCUAGAGAUGCACGCGACCACUCCGUGGAGCGCGUCGAUCCAACAAGAUCCCUCUUCGGUCCAGGUGGCCGGGACGAGAUGGAUCAUUUGACGCAUCAGUUUGACCAAACCAUUCGAAGCAUGGAUGGUAAACCGCAACCCGAGCGAACGGCAUUCGAACUCGGUCUGAUACCAAGUCCUACCACGCACAACAUAAAACACACAGAACGCAUGCGGAGGAAACAAUUGGAGACCGUACUCCGGUUGCAACAGUUGCACCAUGCAUUAUGUCCAGGACAGUCAAUCAAAACUUCCUUCAUUGUAUUUUAACCCCCCCCCCCUCUACCAUCUUUCAUCCACCCUAUCCCCCAGCUCCACGAAGCUCCAAUACAACUCAUGUUGGUCUUUCGGUUCAGAGUGAUCUCGUCAGUUGUCCUUGUGUAAACGCUCCUAUUUCCCACCCUCGAUCACUCCGAUUAUGUCCUGUCCUAUUUUUUCUGCUCAUUUUUCAUUCUUUUUUCUUCAUCGAGAUGCACCGUGCUUAUGUUCCACUAUGUGUUAUCUUUUAGCAUGCACGUGAGAUGAUUGAGUCUCUGCGUUCAAACCAACUACAGCUAACUCUUAGAUGAUAUUGCUUACUAAUGGAUGCUUGCAAAUGAACUCUUGUGGUUAGAGUCAG